AUGAAUGAGUUGAAGGAUAUCAAGGACGACCGACUGCACAUCGUGAAGCUCGAAGUCACCUGUGACGAAUCAAUAAAGAACGCUUACAAGAAGGUAGAAAACAUCGUUGGUGAUAAAGGGCUCACGAUACUUGUGAACAAUGCUGGUAUGUGGGUGAAGUACUUCACGAAUCAAGAGCCAAAUCGAGCGGAUCUCAUCAAAAAUUUCGAUGUAAAUGCAGCUAGCGUCGCUGUUCUGACGCAGGUUGGUUGA
Molecule: messenger RNA, 252 nt
Organism: Cooperia oncophora
Lineage: Eukaryota; Metazoa; Nematoda; Chromadorea; Rhabditida; Trichostrongylidae
Source: the annotation of a GenBank genome assembly